UCACUCUGCAAUGUAGAGUCUACAUCACUCGGUCCUUGAACAUUUUCGCGCACUCACCGAAUAGAAUCUGAUAAGUCUUCAAGAGGCUGUCAUCUCAAGAUAACGCGGCAGAAACUUCGCAAAUCGACGAAUAAAAAUCUACAUGUGUUCGAAGAAUUUAAGUUUUCUGAAUUUUGACCAAAUGUGUGUGUCAAUGACAGCGCUCAGUCGACGAGGAUUCACUUCGAGGGAUUUCGCGCGAUUCAGCGGCAAGCAAUCGCGUUAUUCUAAUUGUAGCAAAAUAUUAAUGGACAGUAACUUAUCGCGAUGGUGCCCGACGUUAUCGUGCAUCGUCGGUGUUUCACAAAUCUCGAGUCAUUUUCACGAAAGCUGCAGAAUGUUCUCUUCCAUGAAGACUCCGAUAACUUCCGACACUGUCAUCGAAGCUCUGGCGAAGCAACAAGCGAAGGAAUUGGUGUUGAAGCUCACCGCAGAAGAGCGUAAGCUGUUCUUGACAGCAUUGAAUGAAAGCAAAUCGCAGGAAGAGAAGGCUGGCUAUGAAGGUCAACUUGCAGCUAUCCGAUGGAGGAGCAAACUUGGUAGGCCUAGCAAAUUACCAUCGUUGGGCGAGGUGGAUCCUACAGGAACUUUCUGCCCUGUACCAGAUGACUGGUUAAAUAACAAGUAUGUUGAAAACGUUCCAGAACCAACCACAAAAGAUCUGGUGGUAGUUGCGAUCGCGAAUGCAAUUCCGUUCAUAGGAUUUGGUUUUCUCGACAACUUCAUCAUGAUCGUUGCUGGCGAUCAAAUCGAGACGAUGUUGAACAGAAGGUUUCCAAUCUCGACCAUGACGGCAGCCGCAUUGGGCAACACGGUGUCGGAUGUCAUUGGAAUCGGUUCGGUGCACUACGUUGAGAGGUUCGCUCAAAAAAUCGGCUUUGACACACCCAAAUUGACACUAGCACAGCUGAAUCUACCUAGGACACGGAUAGCUGUAAACGUGGGUCGAGUCAUCGGAGUGACGAUUGGAUGCCUUAUCGGUAUGACGCCUAUACCAAUGGCCGCGCUUUUCCGCAAUGGUAGUUGAAUUGUUCCAAAAUCAACUUAAUUAACGAAUUAAUUCAAUUAUUGGCACGCGAAGUAGACCAUACACCACACCUAUAAUAAGCGCUUUGCUUCACGAACGCCUUUUCUAUAAUUUUAACAUUUAAUUUUAACGUCGCAAUAACACCAUUUUCGUUGCAACGAAUGUAUUUAAUGUAUAAAUGUAUAGAACAUAUAAAAUGUAUAGAAUUGUUAGAAAUUUGUGUUAAUAUUGUUAAAAAUAUUAUGUUUCUUUAACAGCUGAAAUAACUUGAAUAAGUUUUUCAACUCUCACAUGAUAUCGUUACAAGAAUAAUUAAAUAGCAAUAAACAUUUUAUUUUA
Molecule: messenger RNA, 1405 nt
Organism: Linepithema humile (Argentine ant)
Lineage: Eukaryota; Metazoa; Arthropoda; Insecta; Hymenoptera; Formicidae
Cellular component (GO): mitochondrion
Source: RefSeq, a predicted model, not a curated record